Molecule: messenger RNA, 1008 nt
Organism: Thlaspi arvense
Lineage: Eukaryota; Viridiplantae; Streptophyta; Magnoliopsida; Brassicales; Brassicaceae
Source: the annotation of a GenBank genome assembly
AUGUCGGAGUCUCCUAUGCGUUUGCAUUUUCUCUUGAUACUCUUGCUCUGUUGUGUCUCCCCUUCAAGCUUCUCAAUUGUCACUCUUAAUGAUGAUGUUGGUGGUCUUGUUGGUUGUCGUCCAUGCCAGAUUCAAGCCUUUACGCAGUUCAAAAAUGAGUUUGAUACUCGUGGUUGCAACCAUAGUGACUUCUCUGAUGGAGUCUGGUACCAUAACUCCACCGGUGAGAUCACGAAGCUACAACUAAGUGCCUCUCUCAGUGGAACCUUGAAGUCCAACAGUAGCCUCUUUGGAUUGCAUCAUCUCCGUUACCUUAAUAUCUCUGAAAACAACUUCAUCUCCUCUUCACUCCCUUUCGAGUUUGGCAACCUCAACAAAUUAGAGGUUUUAUCUCUUCCCUCUAAUGGCUUCCUAGGCCAAGUUCCUUCCUCAUUUAGUAACCUAAGCAUGCUUUCCUUUUUAAGCCUAACCAAUAACAAGCUCAAUGGUAGUUUCCCACUUGUGGGGAAUCUAACUAAGCUCACAGCUUUAGACCUUUCUCACAAUCACUUCUACGAAACUCUAAAUUCCAAAAGUAGCCUAUUUGAGUUGCACGAACUCCGUCAGCUUGAUCUUGCCUAUAACAAUUUCAGUUCUUCACUCCCUUUCGAAUUUGGAAAUCUCAACAAAUUAGAGAUCUUGUCUCUUUCCUCUAGUGGCUUCUUCGGUCAAGUUCCUCCCACAAUUAGUAACAUGACUUCGUUAACCGAGUUGUACCUUGCCAAAAACAGUCUCACUGGUAGUUUCCCACAUGUACACAACCUAACUAAGCUCUCUCUUCUAAACCUUUUUUGGAAUCACUUCAAUGGAACCAUUCUGUCUUCUCUCCUCACUCUGCCUUUUUUGACAUAUCUUAAUCUACACGAUAACCAGUUCACCGGUUCCAUUGAACAUCCCAACUCCUCUUCGUCGUCAAGACCAAAGCGUCUGUUCCUUGGAAAGAACCAAUUUGAAGGAAAAAUAUUGUAG